AUGGAUCUCUUUCGCAGAAACAACGCACUCAGUCUCAAUGACAACACCGUCAAUGGUGCCACGGCAGACAUUGCCAUCACGACACAUGGAUCCGACUUCUACUUCGCGAUUUGCGCCGCCAUGGGCUUCUCUGGGUUUUGUUUCCUAGGUCUUGCCUACCGUAAACAGCGUCGUGACCGUCUUUUCCACUACAUCACCGCAGCUGUAGUCUUUGUCGCAUGCAUCGCCUACUUCACAAUGGGAUCCAAUCUAGGCUUCACACCGAUUGCAGUCGAGUUCCCCCGCAGUGACCCCAAGGUAGCAGGAACUUACCGUUCGAUAUACUAUGUCCGUUACAUUGACUGGUUCAUCACGACACCUCUUCUGCUCCUCGAUUUGCUUUUGACUGCAGGCAUGCCAUGGCCGACUCUGCUUUGGGUUAUCAUGGUUGACGAGAUUAUGAUUGUUACUGGUCUGAUCGGUGCCCUUAUCGACAACCGCUACAAGUGGGCUUAUUUCGUUUUUGGUUGUGUUGCUCUCUUCUACAUCGUUUACCAUCUAGUAUGGGAAUCGCGUAUCCAUGCCAAAUCCUUCGGCCGCGAUGUUGAGAGGACCUUCAUGAUGUGCGGAAGCCUGACGGCUCUGCUUUGGAUCUUGUAUCCAGUUGCAUGGGGAGUGUGUGAGGGCGCCAACCUCAUCGCCCCCGACAGUGAAGCCGUCUUCUACGGUGUACUUGACUUCCUAGCCAAGCCUUGCUUCGGCGCCCUCCUUUUGUGGGGCCACAAGGACAUUGACCCAGCCCGUCUCGGCCUCUCCAUCCGAGACUACGAUGGUGAUGCUAUGGUCCAUGAGAAGCGCAAACCUGAGGCCUUGAACAACGGCCAAACCGCUACCCACCCUGAUGGCUACAAUGGAACCGCUCCUCACGUCGACAACACUGUUUAG
Molecule: messenger RNA, 924 nt
Organism: Alternaria atra
Lineage: Eukaryota; Fungi; Ascomycota; Dothideomycetes; Pleosporales; Pleosporaceae
Exons: 5
Coding region: 1-924 (307 amino acids)
Biological process (GO): monoatomic ion transport
Cellular component (GO): endoplasmic reticulum; plasma membrane
Molecular function (GO): monoatomic ion channel activity
Source: RefSeq, a predicted model, not a curated record